AUGGCGUUUCAGUGGUGUCCAACAUCAAUGAAACUGCGCAUAUCUUCAGAAGAAAAACUUCUGGAAGGCCUCACUGCUCCAAAAGAAGUCCGCUUAGUCAACAUCGGGAGAUGUGUUGGAGAAACGGACAAUCUAAUCCGGACACUUAUUCUCAACAAAGAUGGAACCGGGACGCCAGCGCUAUUCAUACACGGGUUCGCCGCUGCCUUGACAACUUGGCUACUCAACAUUGACGCACUUGCAAGAGAUAGGCCAGUGAUCGUUAUUGAUGUUUUAAGCUUUGGCGGCAGCAGCCGACCCAAGUUCAGCAGUGAUGCUCGUGAAGCCGAGGAUCAAAUUGUCAAAUCGAUCGCGUUGUUGAUGACGACUAUUGGAUAUGAGAAAUUUAUUCUCAUCGGGCACAGCAUGGGAGGAUUUCUUUCGUCUGCCUUUGCUCUAAAACAUCCCGAUCGCGUUGUCCACCUGGUUUUGGCAGAUCCCUGGGGGUUUCCGGAUCCUGCUGAACCACCUGGGAACGAUGCAGCCCAACUCCACACACCUCUCUGGUGGAAACUUCUCGAUUUACUCCACCGCUUGGCUAAUCCACUGUUUCUUCUCCGAGCGGUCGGACCCUUUACAAUGACGAGAAGAUGUGGAAGCUACCUAUAUCGAAAGUUUGAGGGAGCGGUGGAAAACGCCGUUGAAACACUAUCCCAAUAUCUUUUCCAGUGCAAUGCACGUACCCCAACUGGAUAA
This is a messenger RNA of Daphnia pulicaria, 735 nucleotides long. RefSeq names its product 1-acylglycerol-3-phosphate O-acyltransferase ABHD5-like. The transcript has a single exon. Lineage: Eukaryota; Metazoa; Arthropoda; Branchiopoda; Diplostraca; Daphniidae. The record is from RefSeq and is a predicted model, not a curated record. The coding region runs from base 1 to 735 and encodes 244 amino acids. Gene Ontology annotation, cellular component: lipid droplet.